AGUCUGGUGACAUCACCACAAGCAAAAGAUUCAAACAUAAGGAGAGUAUUUUACAAUAUCUGAUUUUUAAAAUACAGAUUCAAAAAUAUAAUGAUUGGGAAACACCCUAGGACUUCUUCUUUUUACAUCACCAAAACUAAAGGGGAGAAUGAAUUCUAAAUGGAAGAUGCUGUUAUUAACUUCAUUUGCUUUAUUGCUGAUGUUGAUUAAGUAUCAUUCCCGAAUAAAGAACCAUCUACAGGAGACAAAUCUCUGCUGGGAUCAUGAAGCAGAAGAACCUCAGCUCUCAGACUGGUUUAAUCCUAAAAAACGUCCUGAUGUAAAAACAACUGACUGGUUUGCACCGAUCAUAUGGGAAGGAACUUACAAUAGACAAGUCCUAGAGAACUACUACAAGAGGCUGAACAUCACCAUAGGCUUGGCUGUGUUUGCUAUGGGAAAGUUUGUAGAUCAGUACCUGCAACAGUUCAUCCACUCUGCUAAUAAACACUUCAUGAAAGGCUACAGUGUUAUCUUUUACAUCUUGAUGGAUGACUUCUCCAAACUACCUCCCAUAAAGUUAGGCCCCCUGCGAACACUUAAACUAUGUAUUAUAUUCAAACAACAUACGUGGAAGGACUUAAAUUACAUAUACAUGAGGAACUUCAAUGUAUACAUCCUAGAACACAUCCAGUAUGAAGUUGACUUUCUCUUCAGUAUGUCUGUAAACCAGAUCUUCAAGAAUGACUUUGGGGUGGAAAACCUGGGCAAGUCUGUAGCCCAACUCCACGCAUGGUGGUAUUUUGGACAUGCCAAAAAUUUCCCUUAUGAGAGAAGAUCUAAAUCAGCAGCUUUCAUCCCUCCUGGAGAGGGAGAUUUCUAUUACCAUAGUGCAAUUUUUGGUGGCACACCCGGUGAGGUUUUAGCCUUCACUGAAGAAUAUAUAAAAGGAAUUCAAAACGACACCAGAAGAGGACUUCAGAGCACAUAUGAAUGUUACCUAAACAAAUAUUUGUUUAUCAAUAAACCCACUAAGUUGUUAUCACCAGAAUACAAUUGGGAUCUAAAUUUUAGAACUCCCCCACAAAUUAAACGUGUGAAGAUAGCAUGGCAGUCAACAAGUAUUUGAUGCUUAUAUUAUUAGAUUUAUGGAUUAAUAAGUGAAUCAUCACAAUAAUUCCUCAAAUAUAAAACUUAUUAAAUGUUUCUGUGUUCUAGAAACUUACAAAAAUGUGCAAUCUUCCAAAUAAAUUGUUUUUCUCCUUGCAAUUUUAAACCAUCUAAAUCUACCUAAAGUGGAUUAAGAAUAAAUGAAUAUUGAUUUAAUGUUAA
Molecule: messenger RNA, 1311 nt
Organism: Canis lupus familiaris (dog)
Lineage: Eukaryota; Metazoa; Chordata; Mammalia; Carnivora; Canidae
Gene: GLT6D3
Product: glycosyltransferase 6 domain-containing protein 1-like
Exons: 6
Coding region: 149-1108 (319 amino acids)
Biological process (GO): carbohydrate metabolic process
Cellular component (GO): Golgi apparatus; vesicle; membrane
Molecular function (GO): hexosyltransferase activity
Source: RefSeq, a predicted model, not a curated record